AUGCAAACGCCCCCGCCCUCUGGCAACAGCCCGGCCUACGGCGUCCUGCGCUGCGCGGCGGCGGGCCUGGACGGCGGGGCCGCCGGCGGGCGCGGGGCCUGGCGCGCCAGGCUCUCAGCCGCCCUGGCGGGCGCCCUGGUGCUCGCGGCCGCGGCCAGCUGGGCGCUGUGGCCCCGCCCCGCGGUCCAGCGGGAGGCCCUGCAGCGCGGGCGGGAGGGUCCCGAGGACGGCGUCGUGCAGCUCCACUCGCAGAGGGCGCUGAGACAUCCUCAGGUGUCCACAUCGCAGCUCCAGGGCGUGGGCGACCCUGUGGAGCCUCUGCAGGGCCUGGCGACCUCCGCCUGGGACCCCGCGACCUCCACGGCGGAAGGCCCACGGUCGUCCGCCGAGGGCCCGACGGCGACCUCCACGGAGGACCCGGCUGCGAUUUCCACAGAGGGACCAGCGACUUCUACCGAGGAGUUGGCGGCCUCCACCACGGAGGACCUGGCGGCUACUACGGAGGGACUGGCGACCUCCUCCGAGGACGCCGAGGUCGAGGCGGCGCUGCGAAGCCGCUCAACCGCUCCGCCCAGCUCUGCCGGCGCUGCGGCUGGUGCGCGGGCGGGCAGCGCCGGGCCGAUCUUGCCGCCUCGGGGUUUUCAGUGCGGGCCGGGCCGCAGGGGCCUCGCGGGCAUCCAGAUGCUCCACGUGCUUGAAGACACAUGGAAACUCGACCGCGCGGACAAGUCCGCCCGGGAGCAUGGCUUCCCAUCGACUGGAGCGAGAGCAUCUGGCCUGGGGUCAUCUGCAAGGACCAACCCGAUGUUGUCGAGCAUGCCGUGGACAGCGGAUGGAUUAUCGACCCAAGGGGGCACGCUCUCGGCAACGUGGGCGCCGCGCUCGCACACCUCACGCUCUGGGAGAGUAUAG
Prorocentrum cordatum is the source of this 912-nucleotide messenger RNA. Lineage: Eukaryota; Dinophyceae; Prorocentrales; Prorocentraceae. The record is from the annotation of a GenBank genome assembly.